AUGAUGCAGAUCUACCUCCCCACUCUAUUUUCACCACUGUGCAUGGCGAGAAGAGUGAAUGAUGCAUUGAAGUUAAUGAAGGAGCAUGUCGAGUCCCGUAGAGUCCAUGGUCCGAUUGAGCACAUGAGGCCACAUGUACACUUUCCCCAUGCACUAGCGAGCAAGGCGUGGAAGUUCGCUGGAGUGACUCGUUGUCGUCAUCCUUUUGCUGUCUUCAAGGCCAAGAAUGUCGUCCCUAAGGACAUACAAGGCGGCAUCACUGAGUACGUCAAAUACUUAGCAUACAACCUGGAUUCGCUCGGAAAAACUGCGGAUUCUAUCCCUGAAAGUGAUGGGAAAUUAGUGGUUCUCAUAGACCUAGAAGGGUGGUCAAUGUCUCGAAAUGUCGACAUGUCAUUCGCCCGACAGUUUGUACGUCUUGCUCAGGACGAGUUCCCUGAACGCUUACACGCUGGGAUACUCGUUAAUAGCCCCUUUGUUUUUACUGCUUUCUGGCGUGUAUUGAAGCCUUGGCUGGACAGUCAAACGAGAGAGAAGAUUGACAUUUUGGGCAGCAAUUUUCAUGAUACUCUAGUGAGCAGGUUUUUGGACAAGGAGCAACUGGAAGCAGUAUAUGGUGGAACGCAUCGACCCUAUCCAGACACUGUUGAACAUACUCUGUCAUUCUUAUAA
Messenger RNA from Perkinsus marinus ATCC 50983, 672 nucleotides. RefSeq names its product Patellin-6, putative. Gene Ontology annotation, molecular function: phosphatidylinositol transfer activity. The transcript is spliced from 6 exons. The coding region runs from base 1 to 672 and encodes 223 amino acids. The record is from RefSeq and is a predicted model, not a curated record. NCBI's taxonomy places the organism in Eukaryota, Perkinsozoa, Perkinsida, Perkinsidae.